AUGCUGGACACCCACUGCCGCCCCCGGAACCCCCGCGUUCAGAGGACGUUACUAGCUUAUUCUUCGCCGGCGCCAUUCCGGGCCAUUCGUACCGGUAUCGACGUGCCACCUGGGCCUUCCAAGACGAACAAGCACAUCCUUAUAUCUGUCCGUCAGGUCUUGGAGACCGUGGUCGACGUCGCUGUGUCCUGGGGUGGUGAACUCGCCCGGGGCUUGAAUCAUGCACGUCUUGAUCAUUUUCAGGCCCCCCCCAAGGCAAAUUGGUUCAUUGAAUCAAUAAACCGAAGUGAAGCAGGUUCUGCUGGUGUUUGUUCGCUGGGCCUUGGCUAUGUGGCUAUGUACAACCAGGCCUGUCGACGGGACCGAUAUUAA
Messenger RNA from Penicillium argentinense, 372 nucleotides. RefSeq lists its product as uncharacterized. NCBI's taxonomy places the organism in Eukaryota, Fungi, Ascomycota, Eurotiomycetes, Eurotiales, Aspergillaceae. The record is from RefSeq and is a predicted model, not a curated record. The transcript has 4 exons. The coding region runs from base 1 to 372 and encodes 123 amino acids.